Rodentolepis nana is the source of this 411-nucleotide messenger RNA. NCBI's taxonomy places the organism in Eukaryota, Metazoa, Platyhelminthes, Cestoda, Cyclophyllidea, Hymenolepididae. The record is from the annotation of a GenBank genome assembly.
AUGGGACCAAAAGCCAAGGAAACCAUGCUGAUGCUUUUCAACAAAAUCUGGGAGACCAUUCUCGUACCUAACCAAUGGAAAGUUGCCAUAGUAAUACCAGUACUAAAAAAGGGUAAAGACCCUAGCAACUUUGACAACUAUAGGCCUAUCUCCUUCACAAGCAUUGUGGCUAAACUUAUGGAAAGAAUGGUUAACAGGAGGCUCACCUGGUUCCUUGAAACCAAUAAUAAUCUUACCAAUGAACAAGUAGGUUUUAGGCCUCAAAAACCAACUAACCAACAAUUAGCCACUUUCUCCCAAAAUAUCAAAGAUGCCCUUGAUGCAAGAAUACCCUUACGGCUGUUUUCGUCGAUUUCAAAUCAGCAUCUUACGGCUGUUUUCGUCGACUUCAAAUCAGCAUAUGACCGAUAG